Molecule: messenger RNA, 2377 nt
Organism: Ruditapes philippinarum (Manila clam)
Lineage: Eukaryota; Metazoa; Mollusca; Bivalvia; Venerida; Veneridae
Exons: 1
Coding region: 210-2228 (672 amino acids)
Source: RefSeq, a predicted model, not a curated record
UUCUUUCCAUACAUUUAUUAUGUGUCUGUCAGGUUUAAAGCCGAUACAAACUUGUACGAACAGCAUUUUAAGUGAAGUAAAAACCAAUUAUAUUAAUAUUUUAACGCUUGUAUUUUAUACUGCUUUUUAAAGAUUGGCAGAGAAAAAAGGAAGGCGAUUUUUAUUUACAUAUCUUUUGUAUCUUAAAUUAUCCGUAAUAACUGAUUGUCAUGGAUACCAUCAAACUAAACAGAAGACUAGAUAGACAUGGUUAUAGUGUAUGUGUUAGAAACAUGAACCAGAGAACACAGUUAAUGGGGGAAUUUCUUGAAGAACGUUUUUUAAGGAAGUCUAUUACUAGUGGCGGCUUGUCAGAAGGGUCCGGUUUAGACGGAAGUGACUCUGAUGUUAUGGAAGUAGUGGAAGGAUUAAGUGUUACGAAAGAUAUGGAAAGCAGUGGUAGUUAUCGUGUUUGGCCACAAAAUGCAUAUUUUACACCAAUUUAUAUUUCAAGAAAUGGAUGCAGUUCGGGAUAUUGUAGAUUAAAAGUCAACGAUAAUGACUUGUACUUGCUUGAAGUGCUCACUCGGAAAGUUCUAGAUUUUUUAAUUAAUAGAGUAGACUUUUUUGCACUAAUUAAGAGGGACGAUAAUGGGUGUUUUAUCUCGAGUAAACUUUUUCGUGAGAAAAUACUCCCAUUUGGAUAUAUUCUUGAAAAACAAAUAGAAUCGACAUUUACAAGUAAUGGACCAGCGACGACUUGUGCUAAUGUAGACACAGUCAAAUGUUUGAAAAUAAACCAAUGGCCUGUCGAAGCAAUUGCAUGGAGAACUCGUGAUAGAAAGAACAAUUGGCCGAGCAAAAUGACUUUAGAAUCAUUAGACAGUAACGUCUCUUGCUACGUUGUUCCGGUUGGUAGCAAAUCUUCUAAAGAUCAAGACAUGGAAUGGAGGCUUUCAUUCACAGAAAUUGAAAGACAUCUGAUAUGGAGCAUGAAUGAUACACAGUUCAAAUGUUUUGUUCUACUGAAGGCUCUUAAGAAACAAUAUUUGAAAGACAUUAUAUCGUCUUAUCAUAUUAAAAAUGUUGCACUUUGGCUUUGCGAAGAAUGUCCUGAAACGGAUUGGAGAAGUGAGUUAUUGGUAGAUUGUGUGCAAAUGGGUCUUCUAAAGUUAGCCAAAUAUGUUAAACAAGGUUUUAUGUCUCAUUAUAUUAUACCAGAAAAUAAUCUUUUCCUCGAUAAAAGUCGUACUGAAAAAAGGAAGGCGACAAAGAUAAUAAAAGCAGUUCUCAAAAACCUAAACAUUAAAGUUAACACAUUGUCAAAUUUUAUGUACCAACAUAUAGUUGUUGUGCUUCCAAAUAACAUCAGACUUCAAAAAUACAUUUCCCUUGAAAAAUCUCGUUCUCUUAUAGAAUAUUCAAAAAGAUGUUUAAAUGCAUUACUGUUCGUCAGCCAUCAUUUUAAUGAUUGUGAAUCAGUUUGUAAAGGCAUAAAAAAAACUUUUGGAAAAGACGGCGAAGAAAUUUUGCCCUGUAUACGUCUGGCAUUCACCACUUCAGAGCUCAGAGAGUGUCAUCGAACACAAAGGGAAAUUGACGAAUAUAUCACUAAAAUGCUUAGAUUAAAGGAUUUUGAUUACUUGACAGUGCCACUAACAUGUGCAAUAAUAUACUCGGAAUACGGGAGGUUUUCUGAAGUAAGGACUUGCCUGUUACCAAAAUUACAAGAUAAGUCAGAGAAAUAUUACAUAACGCGUACCUUUGUAAUUCUAUGCUCAAGAAUUUGUUUAAAAUCAGGGACAAAAGAAUAUCUUCCAAGUUUACCAUCACCUCCAGGUCGACACAAUUUACUAAUGGACUUCGUAAUAAAUUGGCAGGCACGUGACAAUAUUCCACAUCCUUUCAAACUUCAGUUUUAUUUACUAGGACCUAGAAAUUCCAUUAAAUGUAACCCACUUUUUCUAAGUUGGUAUUUAUUAUACUUGUCUGCCUAUAAACUGGGACUUCAUGUAGAAAGGGAUUCAAUACAGGUCGUCUUCAAAAUGGCUUUGUCAAGACCUAAUGAAAAUUUUCAUAUGAUGCAUUACGUACAUUUGAACCUAUUUGGCUAUUUGAUGUACGUAUCAGGUGACAGGAAAUUGGCGUUUUCCUAUUUUGCAAAAUCGUUAUUAUCUAAACCAGUAUUAAAGAAUGCAGCAAUUUAUCAUAUAGCUAUCAUGAUAAGUGACAUACUUAAAAAUAGAUAAGUUGUGCUAAGAGAAGAGAAGAGGGUCUGCGAAAUACCACAGAAAAUGACAGCAAUUUCCAGGCUCCGUUUGAAUAAGACAGUUCGUGAACUGCUUUAUAAAUUUAAAACAUUGAAGCAUAAUUUAAGUUUAUGUGAUUGGCAUUAUAU